Molecule: messenger RNA, 1917 nt
Organism: Naegleria lovaniensis
Lineage: Eukaryota; Heterolobosea; Eutetramitea; Acrasida; Naegleriidae
Exons: 3
Coding region: 1-1917 (638 amino acids)
Source: RefSeq, a predicted model, not a curated record
AUGAGCAAGAUGUAUGGAGAGAGCUCUCAAAACCAAACGCGGAGGUCGUUUUUGAGCAAAUGCAUUGAUUCGUUUGAUCAUCGGGAUGAUGAUAUGGAACGGAUCCAAGAAAAUGAAUGGAUGUUCCUGAAAUAUCCUAUAAACCUUCCUACUGGGGUGUCAUCAAGCUCAAAUAAUAAGGCUUUUAUUUUGGAUUAUUCAAAAAUUGAUGAUUAUUUGCAAUUUAAUUACAAUGAAGAAACUGAAUCGGAAAAACAUAACUCAAGAAAAUGCCAAAACGAAUCCGAUAAUGAUAUCGGGAAAUGUUUUCAAGAGACCCCAGAAGCCACUUUCUCCUUGUCUUCUUUUGAAAAUGAAUUUCUUCCAUGCAACGACACCCAAGAGUUUUUAAACUCAGCGGACUUAACAUCCGAACCAGAGCUUGAUGAUCCAGAAAUAAUUCAUUUUGAGAAGAAGGCAACAACUCCACAAAUUCUGUAUCAUCAAAAUAACAUAGCGGAAUCACAACUGUCCUCUGUAAAUAAUGUAUAUUAUGGUAGCAACACAAAAUCGGUCGAAUGGCUUCUUGAUGUAAUUUUACAAAUUUAUGAGUAUUGUUAUCAAUUAUUUACAUCAUCGAACAAAGGUAGCCAAAUAAUUGCAACCCAUGGAUACUCUACAUCACUACUUAUUCACACCAUGAUUACAACAAAAUAUCAUGACAAGAUUAUCAUUGACAUGAUAUGGAAAGAUAUACUCAAGUCGAUCAAAGCUUACAAACAUAACUAUGAGAGCAUUGCAAUUUUCGACAAGUUUUUAGUUGACGAUUUUUCGUUAAAAGCCUUUUAUUCUUUCAUUGUACAUCGCGAGUUCGAAAACCAAAUCCCUGAAUUACGGCCAUCUCUCAUAGAAAUUCCAAAAUCAGUAGAUGAUUUGCUAAAUGAUUUGGACUAUUCAAUACUCACUCCAAGAAAAUCAAACAUUGUAUCAGAAAUAAUUAGGGAAAAAAAAGAGAAACUUGGCAAUGAAAAUUACCAAUGUCGUUCUUCAUCCAUUCUAGAAACAAUAUCUCACAGCGUUAUUACUGUAGAACAUGCAGUUUCAGCAAUUUACAAUCUGAUGUCCAAAGGGCUAGUGAAAAUUGAGGAAUUUACAGACAUAACUUCUAGAGAGAAAAUGUAUAAUUAUUUUACUCGAAAAUUUACUGUUCAAAUCACACCAGGAUUAAUUGAUGCCAAGAGAAUAGUUCUUUCAGAGUUUAUUGGAUAUCUUGUGAAAAUCAAAACAGGACGAUUGGAUCAAAUUAUUAAUGAACUCGAACCAUUCAUUAUUAACUCUGUGGCAGUGAGUCAUACAAACAAGUCGUUAACCACCACUCUAUCAAAUAGAGCUGAACACACAACUCGAGAUAAAACUCCUCCUGAUUAUCUUUCGAAGAGCGUUCCCUAUUGUGACAAGAAUGAAACAAAGGAAAAGCAUGAAUCUAACGACCAUGUAAGGGACCACUUUUUCAAAAAGCCUACCAAUCCUGUUGAUGAUGUUGAUUCUUUGAGCAAACUUGAAGGUUUUCUUCUUCAUCAGGACUCACCUACUUCUUCCUCAUCUCCAAACAAAUUACAAAACAUCAAGCAAACCUCCUAUUUAUCAGAUUCUUUCGACAUUAUUUUAGAAAUACAUGAAAGAACUCACCAAACCAUUCAAACGGAACAAGAAUUGAAACAUUUGGAAAGCUUUCUUAAAGCCAACAUUGAAAAACUCUUCAAGUACAAAGCCCACCUCACGCACAGUCCAGACGGUCGUCACAUUUUCACACUCCUUCAGGAUGCCUUAAACCUCAUCACGGAUCGUCUUCACUCUUCAUGUCAUGCUCAAACCUUACGAACACGAUUGCUCCUGAGAAAAAUCAACGAUUGGAAACUUGAAGCAAUGUCCAUGUAA